UACAGACAUUUCUUUCAAAAAGACAGAGUAAGAAAUUAUUAAUUUUAAAUUUGAUCCCAGUAAUUUGUAACGUAUUCGUUUCUUGGACCUGAAUGAUCACACCACCCGUGGAAUAAAGAGGAUGAUAUUGUGAAAGCGUGUGUGUAUGAGCUUAUUCGGGUAUAUGUGUGUAUUUAAGUGUAACAUUGCAGUAUAAAGCAGCAAGAAAAAAAUCAGCUUGAGAAUACGGUUGAGCAGCCAAAAAUGAAUAAAGUGCCUAGUACAAAGUAUUAACUAUCGAAUAGAAUAAACGAGAAAAGGCAUUCCGAGCAUCGGAAAAAGAUCUGAGAGAUUGUAAACACUCGGUAAUUUCAAUCGAAACCGCGGUAAGAGAGAAAAAAGCGCGCCAUACGUUAAGAUUGAUCCCGCAAAACUUCGGAGUCCCAGUUGUGUGCGUGCGUGCGUGAGUGCGCGCGCGCGUGUGUACGUGCAUGUCAGGCUGCGGCGAGAGAGAGACGACGCGGAAGGAGGGAGACAGUUGGGAAGUACAAAAAGACGAGAUCGUGGCGAGCAGGGCCAAGCUGGAGGGACCGAGAAAAGGAGAACAGGAUACAAUGAGUGGAACCCAAAACAAUGCAAUGUCUUUGGCUAAUCCAUCAGCAAUUCAUUUGGGUCCAAUAUUGGCUCCUGGAAGCAAUGAAACAAUUUCCAUAGUCAUUCCACUCUCUGCUCAGCUAGCCACUCUAUCCAGAAAUGCAGCUGUUCAGCAGCAAGUAGUUUGUAAACAAGAACCUGUCGAUAACAAGGACAAAAAAUCACCACCUAAGCGAGCAAAGACUAAUCCGCCUCGAAUAAAAGAGGACAAAACCAAAGGUUGUCCUUAUCCAAAUUGUAGCAGAUAUGGAAGAGCAUUUUCAAGGGCCCAUGACUUAAAACGUCACAUAGCCCGACAUGAGUCAAGAGAGAACAAAACAACAGAUGCACAACAUCAACAGAUAUAUCCUUGUUUGGUGUGUGGUGCCCAUUUCUACAACGAACUUAUUUUGCAGAGGCACAAAUUGAUUCAUGAAAAUGGCGCAAAUUCGAUAACGUCUACAAGUGGUCCACCAUACACCUGCAACUUUUGUAAAAAAAAUUUUGAACACGAGGGUCUCCUCAAUGCCCAUUUGCCUAUUCAUAUUAAGAGUGAGCCCUUCCUUGCGUUUCAGCACACGACGUCGACGAUGCCCUCGGCAUCGCGCUAUCAGCCCCCUAACGGCCCUGGCACGACGGCUGCUUCCUCCAUAGCAUCGACAGCCUCGACGCCUGUGACCAUGAUGCCGAGUGCCUCAUCGGUACCCUCAACGGAUGACGAUUACCGCCUCGAGGAUAUGCUGCUAUUGCGUCGUGGAGGUAACGCCGGCCCCGGCGGCCCCCACAAGGUGCCCGCGGCUCAUCUCGGCAGCGCCUCGACUUCCUCUUCGUCUUCGUCUUCGUCGCCCUCAUCUGGACCCGCAGGCGUCUCCAAAAUUCGCUGCGAAUAUUGCAGCAAGACUUUCAAGACUAAGUGGACACUCAGCUCACACGUGGCCGCACACGAAGGUCGCUUUCAGUACCAAUGCUGCAUCUGCAGUAAGCGCUUCGUCAGGAAGAGCCAUUAUGAAAGUCAUGUGAGGUCGCACGACGCCGCAAGACCUUAUGUUUGCGAGCAUUGCGGUAAGACAUUUAAAGAGAGUAAACAUAGAAGAGAGCACUUAAAGCGAAAGCACCCAAGCAACCGAAAUGCCAUACAAUCAUUAUUGGAUAGCAUCAGCGCAUGCGUCAACGAAGAAGCUGCUGCUGCCGCUGCCGAACAGGCCAAACUCACUAUACUCAUGCCGAUGAAUUUCAGCACUUAAAAGCAAAAGAUUUUUAGUUUCUGGAUUUUUUUAUAAUGGAAAAAAAGGGAGUUCAACAUCCAAAAUACCAAAGAUCUUAAUGAAGCUGCGGAAUAAGCGCUUCAAUAGACUUAGAGUAAUUUGGAAAAAUGCCUCGAUGUAAUGUAAACAAUUUGUUAAACUUGAAGCUCCAUUUAAUAAAGAUUUCGACAAAUAAAGCGAUUGGAAGAGUUGAUUAAAUGUACUUAAUGAAGAGAUUACUUUCGUACGGUAAAUUAAAGGGAUACAACACAACAUUACACACAAAAAUUAUUUUGCGUACCAGAAUUUCAUUUUCGACAAUUGUAUGAUAUGCCGAAUCCUUUUAAACAGAAUGUAAGAGAAUAUCAAUAAAAAAUGUUUACUCUUUUCAAAUUAA
Molecule: messenger RNA, 2253 nt
Organism: Ceratosolen solmsi marchali
Lineage: Eukaryota; Metazoa; Arthropoda; Insecta; Hymenoptera; Agaonidae
Product: zinc finger protein 865
Exons: 6
Coding region: 471-1856 (461 amino acids)
Biological process (GO): regulation of gene expression
Cellular component (GO): nucleus
Source: RefSeq, a predicted model, not a curated record